CAUUCGAACCGAUUCGUUGUGCGAAACUAAAGAGCGCGCGAACGCAAUCAAGUAAUAAAACGUAAACGAGAGUUUCUGCAAAACAAAAAACACCGCAAAGCGUGCAGCAUGCGAAGAAGCAUAGAGCAAAGCAAAACGAAAUAAAACCAUUUUUGUAGUUUGUGCUGCCGAAAAAAUAACACAAUAAUAUUAAAAUGAAUGCUUAGGCAGCUAUUUCUAUAUAUUUUUUUAACUUAUAACGAUACCGUUGAAAAAGAGUUACGACCGCAACGUAACGUAGUAGUAGUAACAAGUGAAGUUAAUGAAACGUUUUGACGGCUAUUUUUAGUGCGGCUAUCAACUAGAACAGUAAUAAAAGCAACAACAACUAUUACAACUGCCGCUAUGGGUAAUUAGCAAAGCCUAAUUAAAAACAAUAACAACAAGCAUUUCUACUUGUACAACUGCACGUUAAAGCUUUUUUGGCGCUGCUCUUUGACAACAACAACAGAACGUCGUAGUUGUUGUGCAUUUGUAUGCGUGUAUGUGUGUCUGUGUACUCUGCUUUGUAGCUCCACCAACACCACUACUCUGGCACCAAUACAGGAACAACAACAGUAACAACAACAACAACUACCACAGGCAGCAUCUCAAAUUCAUUUGCAUAAAUAUGUGAGGCAGCCAGCCAACGAUAACAACAACAACACAGCAGCAACAACAAGUUUGUAGCCAAAGCUUCACAUAAAACGUGUUAAAUUCUCGCAUUUGCCACCCGCUCUUCCCUGCCCCUCUCUCGCUUACUCGCACAUUCUGUCGCUCGCUCUUCUUACGCUACUCCCUCCAAACACAUUGUGUUUGUUAUUUCGUUUUUGGUAUUUUUUAUGAAGUGCCGCAUGCGUUAAAAGCCAUAUAAAAAUUAUUCGAAUAUACAUAUUUACGUACAAGUGUGUAUACGAGUAUAACCAAAAAGGAAAAAAAAAAACGGAAAUAGUGCAAAAUUAUUGAAAUUUUUGCGUGUGCGUGUCGUGUGUGAGAAAAUUCCAAAUUUGUAACCAAAAUGUUGCCAUACGUUUAGUCUUUGGUUUCUUGUGUUGAUAACUUAAUGCAAACUCUAGCAACAACAACAACAGCAGCAGCAGCAGCAACAACAACCAACAUGUCAACGUCCACCAUAACGACAACAACAACAACAGCGAUAGCAACGGGACGGAGCGCCGACUGUCGAAAAUUCUCGCCAAAUAUCUUCAACAAGAGCAAAUGCAGUCACUGCUUUCGGCAGCGCGAGGAGCACAGCGCGGCCGCCUUGGAAUGCAAUCGGGCCUCGCGAAAGGUUUCCAAAUGCGGUUACUUGUUUGUGGCGCCGGACUGGGACUUCAGCAAUCCACUGUACAGAACAAAGCGCUGGCAGAGACGAUGGUUUGUGCUGUACGACGAUGGCGAGUUGACAUAUUCAGUGGAUGAUUAUCCCGAAACUGUGCCACAGGCGUGCAUUGAUAUGACCAAAGUGCUGGAGGUAACCACCGCCGAGGAUGUGACGGGACACACGAAUUCCAUUGCCAUAACUGCGCCGGAGCGGGUGACCUUCGUGAAGGGCACCAGUCCGGAUGAAUCGCAAUGGUGGCUCAACAUCUUGACCGCCUUCCCCAAAUCGAAGGGUCGCCACAAACGCAGCGCAACACUGCCAGGUGGCCAGGCCACCAGUUUGCUGCAAGCGACAAAAUCCGAUGCGGGUCUUGUGACAACACUCAACAAUCGCCAUAGCUCCUACCACAAGGACACUCUGACGUCAUCCCAGUCGGCCGCCAGUCUACUGAUUGGCAACGAUGGUAGUAAUACGCCCAAUACCAGCACUACUCCGGCCACAACGACAACAACAACGGCAGACAUUGUGGACGAUGAUGAGGAGGAUGAUGGUGUUGAGACCGGCGAGGAUGUGGAUGAAGAUGAGGAGGAGGUCUCAUCGGGUGUCAAGGGCAAAGGCUCCAGCUGCCUAGGCGGUCAGGAUGAAAACAAUCGCAAUGCCGGGAAUGAGAUCACAAGUAGAGUUGCCCAACCAUCCAGCUGCCUGCUAAUCGAGGGUAUUGGACGAGAUGAGAAGACGAUUAAGGAUAUUGCGAACACCAUAACGAACCUAAGUCAGCAGCAGAACAAACGUUGGUCGACGGCAGUUAACAAUGCGCUGAACAAUCAACACCAUUAUCAGCAUCAUGAGUCGGCCAAGUCGGCGUCUCGCGAUGAAACAGAUUUUCAAGUUCAAAGCUCAAAGACGACUGCAUCGCAACAACAACAACAACAACAGCAACAGCAACAAACACAACAAACUGUCAAUCUGAGACCAAAGUCAUUACCGCUGGCAGCAAAUUCAACGCCGGCCAUUGUAUCGGCAAUAGUCAAAAAGAUACCCACGGUUAUGGUGUCGCAACAACAACAAAAGCAGCAACAGCAGCAGCAGCAACAGCAACAGCAGGCUGAGUCGAAUACGAAAAACAGCACCACCCACAAGUGCAAAUCUAGUCCACGCUUGCAACUGCAACUGAAGCAUUUGCAACAACAACAGCAACAGCAGCAGCAACAUUAUCAGCACGAACGCGGCGAUCCCGACGGUGGCUGCAACCUCGAUGAUCUCUCCUCCAACUACUUGGCCAAAACGGCCGAAUUGCGCGCCACAACAACAGCAACCACAACCAGCAACAGCAUAACCAACAUCAGCAGCAGCAGCAGCAGCAACAAGUCAGCGACGACAUCAACAGCUGUUGCUGCGACAGCAUCCUCUGCAUCUCCGGCCUCUGCAGCAACCACAACAGCAUCCGGCAAACAGCAUCAUGCGGCCGAGGAGUCGCUGAAUGCGAAGAAGGGUUGGCUCAUGAAGCAGGAUAAUCGGACGGGAGACUGGACAAAGCAUUGGUUUACACUUAGCGGUGCAGCCUUGUUCUAUUAUCGCGACCCGGUGUCGGAGGAGCGUGGUGUCCUGGAUGGCGUUCUGGAUGUCAAUAGCUUGACCAACGUCCUGCCCGAGCUGAAUGCGAGCAAGCAGUACGCUUUUCAAUUAAUCACCUGGGAUAAGCAGCGCCUGAUGUUGGCCAGCUUGUCGCCCAAUUCCCGAAACAGCUGGGUUGCCGUCUUGCGACAGGCAGCAGGCUUGCCACAACAGCAACAACAGCAGCAGCAGCAGCAGCAGCAGCAGCAGCAGCAACAGCAAUCACAGCCCAUAGAUGUGCCAAAAGCAACGGACAUUGAACAGGACUUCAUUAAGGCGCAGCUGGAGCAAAAGCUGCCCUCGCGUCCACCCAAGGCCCCGCUGAGCGCACACAGCAGUCCCGUGACUCCCACCACGCCGCGAACACCACUCACGGGUCCCCACUUCAGCUCGGAGGAUGAGGAAUAUCGCACUGCCUCCGAGGGUGGGCGUCGGGACAGCAUCGAUUGGGGCUCACCCCUGUCGCCUUCCCCGCCCAUACCGCCGCCUCCGCUGCUGCGUAGCAACAACAACAAGGAACGUUGCAUGCGCACGCGCACAGUGGCGAGCAGCAACAACAGCAGCACCUGUCCGCGUCUGCACAAACGCAGCCGCUCCUCACCCCCGAGCUCACGGCGCAGCACUGUGGACAGCGUGGGGUCUGACGAACUACCACCAUCCUUGCAGCUGCGCAUCCACACCGUGCAGGAAGAGCUGCUAAUUGAUAAGGAGCUAAAGUUUCGACUAAGUACCGCCGAACAGGAAUGCAAUACACUGCGCACGGAGGCUAAGUCUCGUGAGGCGCGUCUCUCGGAGCUGCUCACGACAUUGGAACGCACGGAACAGGAGCUGAACGCACGCAUUCAGGAAAUGGAAAUGGUGCGUGAGCAACUGAAUGCCGAGCUGGCAGCUGCCAAGCAAAAUGCCGCCGAUAUCGUUGAUAGUCUGAGUGUAGAGCUGCAGGAGAGUCAAUCCAAAAUUAAGCAGCUUGAGGACCGAUUGGCGCGCGGCAUCGAGGAGAACGAAACGCUUUAUAAACGUCUGCGUGAAGUUGAGGCGGGCAGCAAUAGUCUGGCAGCCAGUCUCAGUAACUUGAAUCGCCAUAAAAUGAAGCGCAUGGACUCGCUCAGCGAUCUAACAACAAUCAGCGACAUCGAUCCCUACUGCCUAGAGCGAGACUCGCUCGCGGAGGAGUACAAUGAGCUGCGCACACGUUUUGAGAAGGCUGUCAAUGAAAUUAAGGCCAUGAAGCGCGAACUAAAGGAGUCGCAAAACCAGUUCGAUUCACUAGAAAUCUCCUACGCUUCACUGAAGCAAGAUUUGGAGCGCAAGGAGCUGGAGGAUCGAGCCCAGCUGCAAAUGAUGGCAGCGCGCAUUCAGGACCUGACUUUGAAGUACAGCAGUUCCGAGCGACAGGUUCGAGCGUUGAAGCAGAAGCUCGCCAAGUCGGAGAGACGGCGAUCGCUAUCGCUGAAGGGCAAGGAACAGCUGAGUGUAAGCAAAGAGCUGGAACUGAAGGUCAGCGAGCUGGAAAGCAAAUGCGAACACAUAGAAAAGGAUAGCGUUAGUGCAGAAGUCAAGCCUUCAAGUGGGAAAAAGAGUGCGCGUCGGCGUUCCUUGGACUGUUCUACGGGUCCUAGCACAGCGACAGACGCCUCUACACUUAGCUUUUUGGUGCGCGUAAAUGAUCUGGAGAAGCGCUUUGAAAGCAUAUCCGCAUGUUCGACGCCGCCGAGCAAUACAAGCAGCUCCUGCAGUGAAGUGACGACAGGAAUCACUUCACCCAGACUUACAGAACACCUCAUAGAGAGGCUACGCAGCCUGGAGCAUGUGCUUCUGGCCAGCAAGGACAGGCUAGAGCACAGUUUGCAGCAGCUGCAACAGCUAAGAACGCAACGCACCCGUCGCUCCGUAUCACCCAUAACUGAUCGCAAGGAUAGCUAUAGGCACGUGGAGCGCGCUCUCGCCGAAAUAGUCAAGCUGAUACGCGAAUCCUGUGAGACUUGUGUGGUGGCUGGCGCAGUGACGACUGCAAAUCCCACGGAAGCGUUGCUUCUGGACAACGCUAGUCCCGUCAAGCUGGCACUCUCCCAACUCGAGUCACAGUUACGCAAUAAGCUUGCUGAUUUGCUCAAACAACGGCGCAUGCUGCGCGAAAGGAAUGAGCUGACAAAGCGAAAGGAUCUCGAACUGUUAGCGGAACGCGUGGCCUACGAAAGCGUGUGCUUUGGUCGCCUGUCCGAUUCGCUGGCACGCGCUGAGCAACCCGAACGUUUUGGGGCCAGACAAACACGCGCCGAAGUUGCCGAAACAGCCCAUAUGAUGACCAUGUUGAAGGCCAAGCUGAGUGGUAAGUGCGCCUUGAAGGCAGCCAGCGGUACGGUAGAUAUAUUGGCGGGAGUACUGGCGAGGCGCCUCAUACACUCAGCAAACACCACAAGUCCCACCAAGAGCGCUCUCGAGCCCGUGGAUGCCAAUGUGCUGGACGAACUGUUGCGUCAACAGACCGAGCUGAAUGUAAUAGCCAAGCGUUACAAGCACAAGGCAAUGGAUAGUUUGGCAACUGGCCUGGCGGCCGAGACUCUCAGCUACAUGGCAGCCAACGAUCUGGUCCAAGGUGCAGUGCAGGAGGCCUGGCGUCAAGCGCAGGAGACUGUAAAUGCCGAACUGGUGCAGACAGAAAUCGCACACAUUAUGAUGCGAAAUGCGGAGCGUUUUGAACUAAAUAGUGCUCCGGCUUUUGGGUAUGCACUGACGGCACAGGAACGUCUCUGCUUCGAACGUUUUGCCGAUGCGGUGCACGAUACGCUGCGCAAGGAAAUGGAACAGGCAGUGGCGCAGCUGACGCGCUGCUAUGAGCAAGCCUUGCAGCAGCUGAAACGCGGGCAAUGGCAACUCCAUUUGGAGCUGCAGGAGCAAAAAGCCUCGGAGGGUAGGCAGCUGCUGGCAGAAUUUGCGGACAUUGUGGCGCACAAAGCAUUAAUCGAUGCUCGCAUUGCUGUACUUAGAGGGGAAUACAAAGGAGAGGCGUCAGAUGCCUCCACCUCCAGACAAGAGUCCAGUUCGCAGCUCGGCAUCCUUGCGCUGCAAAAGUAUGAGCAACUGUUCGAGGAACUGUCCAGCGAUCUGCAGCUGGAUCAGAGCACAGCCGCCGAUAUGGUCACACAAGCGGACUUUGAGUUCAUGUACAAACAACACACGCUCAAUUUCCUAAGUGAUCGCCAAGUGCUCUCAGAUAUAAGCAAUUUCCUGGGCCAACUCGAGGACUCUCUGAUCGCGCUGCAAUGUGAAGCGGCCACGACAACAGCGAGCACACCCAGAGCUGCCAUCGAACUCGAAUGCCUGCAAGAUGUCUGCCAUAAAUGUUGCGAGCUGCGCCAGCGAGCCGAUCAGCUGCAACAGCAGGUGCAGAGAAAGUUGAGCGCUCCCUGCUCCCACUGCAUACAACUGGGCGCUCAGCUGUGCACCCUGGAGAGCGAGCUUGUGCGCCAGCAGCAGAGUCACACCAAUGAACAGACCAAGCUCAUGCAACAGUUGGAGCAACAGCGCGCAUCCAUGAAGCAAAUGGAGAGCACACAAGAAGCGCUCAACAGCGAUUUGCAUUGCAGCGAGGAGUUGAUCGAUCAGAGAGAGCGCGAAUUGCUGGCAGUGCAACAGCAGCUCGAUGCGAAUGCCCAGGAGCUGAAAGCCCAUCAGGCAAUGCAUGCGGAACUCUCGCAACGUCUUGAAACAGCCGUGGAGAAGACCCAAAGCUACCAGGAGGAGAGCGACGCUUUAAUCAUGAAGUGUGCGCGUCAGGACGAGCAAUACGCACUACUGCUGCAAGAGAGAGACACACUGAGUGCCGCACUGGGCAAGGAGCAGGAGCGAUGCAAGCGCUUUGAGAAACGCCUAGAGUUGCUCGAACUGGAGCAUGGCAAGCAGUUGGAGUGCCUGCAGGAGGCCUAUCGCGACCAGCUGCUCACACACGGAGCCGAUUUCAGCAAUUUGACCGACGAUGAGAGCUUCAGACAACGCUAUCAAACCGAAAUCGAACAGUUAAGGACGCUCUGCGAAAAGGGUCUAACUGCCAUGGAGUCAUCGCAUCGUCGCAUAAUUGGGGAUCUCGAGGAGAAGCACAAGCUGGAAAUCGAGCGGUUGCUGGCAGAGAAGGAGACAGCACUGGCCGAAGAGACACAGGCAACUCUGGCCGCGCUCGAUGCCAUGCGCAAAGCCCACCAGAGCGAGGUGCAACGCGAGGUCGCUCGCUUCAAGCAGGAAUUCUUGCGACAGGUGCAACGAGGAGAACACAUUUUGAGCGACACUGGCAAACUCAAAGAGGAGGAGCUUGAAGAGUUGCGCCAAGAGAUUCUUUCGUUUUCCGAGAAAUACUCCAUAAAAUGUGUCGAAAAUGCAGCCCUCGAGGAGAAAUUGCGUGUUGCGAACGGCAAAUUGCGGCAUUUCCAGCAAAUGCAGCAGCUAGAGCUGAGAAAUAAACAAUUUCGCGCCCAUUUGGCCUCUGAAGAUCCAUCGAGUGAUGUGAAUUUUGUGCAGGGACUAAGCACAGGAUCAAAGGACGACGCUGCUUGUCAAGACAGUGAGUGUGCACCGAGUACAACAACAAGAACAACCACAACAACCACUGCAACAAUGCCAAUGCCAACGAUCCCAAUUACCAAACCAAUGAAGUUGGAGCAAAGCCUAUUUGUAAUACCCUCCCAUAUGCUAAAGAAUCGUUAUCAGGCGGCGCCUGUCACUGGCGCUCGUGAUUCCAACGGCGAUGACCUUGAAAAUUGGCAACGAAUGCGCUACGAGCCGUGCUAUAAGCCAAAUGAUAUAUUUGCCAUCUAUCAGAACCGUUUGAAUUUUCAAGGUCUGAAAAGCAACUCCACAUUUGGCAAGAGCUUGAAAACAGUCAAGCAGCUGGAGAACUGCACGAAGGCCCUGAGUACCACAAGAACAUCACCAACAUCAUCACAGACAGUAACAACCAACAAAAAUAACUCGAGUCACGAGCAAAUGUUUAAAAGUGCAGCAAUUAUUAACAUAAACCCAGAACAACAACAACAAAGCGAUAUGAACAAAUGUUAAAUAACAUCAACGUGACAAAACAAAAAUGCAUUAAAACAAAACAAACAAUCUACAAAUAGGAUGAAAAAAAAAAAACAAUGCAAUAAAACCAAGAGCAAACAACAGAACCAGUGGAACAACCAAAGAAUUAUUAGUGCUAAUACAUAUAAUAAUAACAAAUAAUUCAUAAUUAUAACUAUUUAAACAUAUAUUUAACAUUUCAACACUAACCAAAUGCAAGCGCAAAAUUCAACAACAAGAAAAAAGAUUUAAAAAUCAAAUAAUCAUGUAAAUACAAAAUAAUAGAAGCCGUUAACAUAAUAAAUAGCAGAGCAUCGGCAACUGUUAGACCUGCUGUUACCUAACAGCGUGCCCAGCAUGUUAAGUGUUGAUGACGAUGAUAGUGAUGAUGAUGGUGAGAUGGUGAUGAUGAUGUUGGUGGUGUGUUGUGGAUGGCAGCUCAGGCAACAGCAACAGCGACAGCGACAACACCAACAAACACAACAACAACAGCAGCAACAACAUUUUAUUUGUACACUAACAUCGACUGUUCACCCCCCUCCGCUUAUGCUUGGAUGGGACGUCGAGCAACGAAAACCAACUAAACAAAUAACAGUAACAACAACAACAACUACUACAAAAACAACAUCAACCACAACAACUGCUUCAUCAAAGCCAAACCGCAGCUGUUUCUACAUUUUAUAAAAUAUUUGCUCACAUUUGUGUUUAUAGCUUAAAUUUUUGUAUUGACAAACAAAAAUUAUAACAAUAAUAAUAAUAACGAGUUUGCAAUUUAAUUUAUUUCUCUAUCAACAUGCAUACAUAUUCUCCAUUAUAUACCCAUUUUCUAUGUCCACAAAAUGUGUCAUUUACUUGUUUAGUCUUAAUGUUAUCUAUUAAAUCAUUAAAUCGCUCUCAUCUGGAUGGCGAGUCUUACGAAAUUUCUGUUAGUCUUUAGGCUCUUCUUUCUUCUAGUACGUAGUACGCAUACAUACUUACAUACAAAUGUACAUAUGUAUGUGAUUUGUUUCGUUUGUAUAGCAUACAUAUAUGCUUGAAUACAUACAUACUUAUAUCGAAAUUGUUUUCCACACGCAAAUACAUAUGUAUGCAAUAUUUAUAGUUAUAUACGACAUGCAUUAUACAUAUAUGCUUAAAAAUAAACACACAUACAUAUAUGAGUGUACACAACACACAAAUACGUGUUUGUUUUGUUAACCAUUGGUAUUCGAUUUUGAAAAUAUAAUAAAAACACAAUAAUACACAUUUUACUCAAAGCGAAUGAAUUUCAACAGCAUGUGUAACUGUUUG
Scaptodrosophila lebanonensis is the source of this 9295-nucleotide messenger RNA. RefSeq names its product protein outspread (gene osp). Lineage: Eukaryota; Metazoa; Arthropoda; Insecta; Diptera; Drosophilidae. Gene Ontology annotation, biological process: actin filament organization. Gene Ontology annotation, cellular component: actin cytoskeleton. Bases 1082 to 8005 code for a protein of 2307 amino acids. The transcript has 11 exons. Gene Ontology annotation, molecular function: actin filament binding. The record is from RefSeq and is a predicted model, not a curated record.